Chrysoperla carnea is the source of this 3177-nucleotide messenger RNA. It is a transcript of the gene mei-P26, whose product is annotated as B-box type zinc finger protein ncl-1. Gene Ontology annotation, biological process: positive regulation of DNA-templated transcription. The transcript is spliced from 8 exons. Gene Ontology annotation, cellular component: chromatin; nucleoplasm. The coding region runs from base 282 to 2957 and encodes 891 amino acids. The record is from RefSeq and is a predicted model, not a curated record. Gene Ontology annotation, molecular function: protein binding; ubiquitin-protein transferase activity; zinc ion binding. Lineage: Eukaryota; Metazoa; Arthropoda; Insecta; Neuroptera; Chrysopidae.
CAUAUACAAAAUAUUUGAUUUUUUUCACGCAAUGGCGUUGUAAUACAGUCUUUGCUCGCGCCAUUUGCAAAGCACACGAUUCACAAUGUCUAUGAUAUUUACUUAGAUCAAGUGCCGCAAACCUAACAUUUCAAUUGAAUAGGCCUACCUCUAACUUGUUCUAAAAUAAGGAAACGAGGAAAUUUACUUUUUAAAAACUGUUUUACAAAUAAUUAGUAUUAAAAAAAAAAGUAUAUUUCUUAGUUUAUUGAUAUUGUUAUUUCAAAUAUAUUUGGGCUGUAAUGGCCUCGAAUGAAUUACACGAAGAUUUGCAUAAGUUAAACUUGGGUACGGAAAUGUUCGGUGAGAGUUUAAAGAAUUGCGCUGAUAAUCCAUUGGAAGAUGGUUUGUUAGGUGAUCCAGAUAGUUGUGGAAUAUGUGGAAAUACCCUAUGCAACCCCCGAGUGUUGUCCUGCCUUCAUGUUUUUUGCGAGCCGUGCCUUGACAAAAAGCUCAUUGGGGAAGCUGGGGACCCUGGUACUCCAGAAGCUGUUUUAAACUGUCCAAUUUGCAAUCAAGCGACAAAGGUUGGCAGUCGUAAGGUGGCUUCAUUGCCAUUGGAUUUGAUCUCAACGAAUAUAAUUGAUGUGACUGGUUUACCAAAUUUGAGCUGCACUAGUUGUUCAUCAAAAGAGCUUGCGGUGUCACGAUGUUGUACAUGUCACAAUCUAUUAUGUUCGAACUGUAAUUCAGCUCAUCAGUAUAUGCGUUGUUUUGAAUGUCAUAGAGUUCUUCCUUUAGACGAAAUUAAACAAAAGGGUGAAAAAAUCUGUAUACAUAAACCAAUACCAUGUACCUUACAUCCCAGCGAAUCUCUGUUAUUCUAUUGUGCAACUUGUCAAAUUGCAAUAUGCGCCGAAUGUGCAAAACUAGAUCAUAUGGGUCAUCAAUGUGAAGCGGUCAUUGAUGCUGAACAACGUGUAAAACAAGAAUUAGAAACGUUAUUGGCUGAAGGUCGUGCCAAGGCUAGCGUACUAACAAACGCUUCCGCUGAAUUAGAUAUUAGUUUAAAUGAGCUCGCACAUCAGCGUUCCGCUGCCAAAGAUUUAAUCAAUGAAUCAUAUCAAAGUUAUAAAGCUGUACUAGAAAAGUGUCGAGAUGAUGCUCUGAAUGAGUUAAACGAACUCCAUCAUGAAAGGGAAUUGAAAUUAAUGGAUUUAACAGAGCGUGUUGGUAAAGAUAUUAGUCUUGUCGAUGAUGCUUGCAAAUUCACCAGUCGUUUACUCGAGAAAGGUAACACUGUUGAAAUCAUGUGUUUAAAGAAGAUUGUUGGAACACAACUGAUGAAUUUAAUAAAUAAUACAUCAAAACCCGAACAAACAUACUCAAUUGAAUUCGAGACUGAUUUCGCAAACUUUAAGCAUACAUUAAGAAAAAUAUUUGGAAAGUUUCGUACAGAAAUGAAUCCAAUUGAUGCGGCAAGCUCAAAAGAUUCAAAUUCUCCAUCUAAUGUGCCAUUAUUACCUAUCAUGAACGGAACUGCGAAUAUUAAUUUAACAAAUGGAUGUACAAAUUCAUUAACAAAUAGUAGUCCAAUAUCAUUGCCAACAUCGAUGCAAUCAUCUUUUGAUGGUGAAAUACACACUGGUGGUUUUUUGGCACAACCUGUUUUAAGUCCAGAUAGUCCACCAAUGGCACCUGUACCACAAACACCAUAUGGAUUUACAAGUAUGGCAGAGUAUAAUUUACAGCAGUUAGCAAGUUUAGCGGAACGUGAAACUAGUGCUGCGCCAAGUCCAACGCCCUCAUUCACUUUAGCUGAUUUGUUUACCGGUGAUCUCAGUUCGGCAAAUAAUGCGUUGAAUAAUUUACAAGCACUUGCCAAACUUGGCUUGAAUAGCAAUACAGAUUUGAACGGAGGAGGCGGAAAUGGGCAGCUGAUAAUAGGUCGGAGUGGACUAUCGCCGUCGUGUAAUAUCGGUAAUCCAAUUUUGGGUGGUUUCGGUUCGCUGUCCACAUCGACCUCGCCUAUAAUUACUACACCUGACGAUAUGUUAUCGUCAUCCGACAACCUUCCCGUUGUUAUAGGUGGUUCAAACGUCAAUAACCCUGUAUCCAGUUUUACACAUCCUCCGCGAUCCAUCAAAUUAGCACCAAUGCAGAUACGUUGCAAGUUUGGUCAACUUGGACCAAGUAAAGGUCAAUUCAAUUCACCCCACGGCUUUUGUUUGGGUACUGAUGAAGACAUUGUUGUUGCUGACACUAAUAAUCAUCGAGUUCAAAUUUUUGAAAAAACUGGUACCUAUAAAUUUCAAUUUGGAAUACCUGGUAAAGAGGAAGGCCAAUUAUGGUAUCCUAGAAAAGUGGCUGUGAUGAGAACGACUGGGAAAUUCGUUGUUUGUGAUCGUGGAAAUGAACGAUCACGCAUGCAAAUAUUUACUAAAAAUGGUCAUUUUAUUAAAAAAAUAGCAAUCAGAUAUAUUGAUAUUGUGGCAGGACUUGCUGUUACACCUCAAGGACAUAUCGUUGCCGUAGAUAGUGUAUCACCAACAGUGUUUGUGAUAUCUGAAACAGGCGAUCUCUUGCGCUGGUUUGACUGCAGUGACUUUAUGAGGGAGCCUUCUGAUAUUGCUGUUCACGGGUCAGAUUUUUAUGUUUGUGACUUUAAGGGCCAUAAUGUAGUUGUAUUUAGCGAAGAAGGGCAGUAUUUACGUCGUAUUGGAUGUGAGAAUAUCACUAAUUUUCCAAAUGGCAUUGACAUUUCUGAUGCGGGCGAUGUGUUAAUUGGAGAUUCGCAUGGUAAUCGGUUCCAUGUAGCUGUGUUCUCACGAGAAGGAAAUCUUAUUACCGAAUUUGAAUGCCCAUACGUUAAGGUAUCUCGUUGUUGUGGUUUAAAAAUAACAUCUGAAGGGUACGUGGUGACAUUAGCUAAGAAUAAUCAUCAUGUACUUGUCUUGAACACUUUGUACAUAAUGUAAGUUAUAUACGGCAGUCGAAAGUGGAAAGGAAGCGAAUGAAAACAUCUCAGCUUGUUGAGUGUUCACAACACACUUCAAGUCAAACAAUGCAGUCUCCAGGUAUUCCGCUUCAGCCGCAUUAACACACAAGGACAUCCGUUGGCCUCAUACGUAUUAAAUUCUAUGCUUAGAAUAUUUCAGUUUUAAUUAAAAGCUGCGCGUGUCUGUUAAUGAUCUCUAU